AUCUAACAAAUAUUUUAAUAGACUAUUCAAUUUCGAUUUCUAACAGUUAAACAAGAUUUCAGAUUGAAUGUACGAGGGGUGAACCGUGAAAGGUUUUAUUUUUAAGAAUAUUGUAGGGAAAAACUUAAGAAUACAUUUAUCUUAUGACCAUAGUCAAUUGAAGUUUGCAUAAUUUCAUUUAUGCAAACCGGUAACCGGCAUUUGACAUAUUAUUUUGUUGCUAAUAUAACCACGAUUUAAGAUUAUAUUAUCUUAAACCGUGCUAAUAAUUGAUAACAGUCCACAGAUAAUACUUAUCAAAGAGGCCUUAUCAUAAAUCAUGCCAUUUUUCAAAUAAUAUUCGGUUAACUGAUAACAGUUUUACAAUUAAAUAUUAUUGUAAAGUCAACACAAUUAAAUUAAUUGUGGAGCAUGUCGUUAUUUCUAUAAAUCUAUUCAACUUCUAACUUUUAAUUAUCGAUAUAAAGUUAUUUAGUAGAUAAAUACAUUAAAAAUGGAAUGUUUUCCAGUUUGUUGCUGCGCCAACAAUGAAUGUAACGAGAGAGCAAAAUAUCCAUUUAUUUCAAAGUUGAACACAAUUUAUACGUGUGUAAGUAAUUUAACUGAAUUGGACUUAAGCGCAUGUGACCUCAAAGAAGUACCAGAAUUUAUAAGUAAUCUCGAUAAACUUUCUAAACUAAAUUUGUCGACCAACAAUUUGAUAGCACUCCCUUUGUCAUUAACCAAACUUCAACAUGUUUUUGAAAUUAAUUUGUCGCACAAUGUUUUUCAAGAAUUACCUCAGUGCAUUAUCAAUGGUAUGUCCACCAUAGAAGUACUUAACAUAUCACAUAAUAUGCUGUCAAGUAUAAGUUUUAGACCGGCUUGCGUCCACAAUUUAAAAACACUUAACCUAAACAACAACUCUAGUUUAUGUUGUCUUCCAAAAUGGUUAUGGUCUAUUGAUUGUAACGCAUUAGAGUCGUUGGAUAUAUCAUUCACAAACUGUUUGCAACACGUAGAAUCAGAUCCUUAUAUGAACAUGUACGGCAUUAGUAAUCACUUAUGUUAUUUAAACGUUGCCAAUACAAAUUCUCAAGCUCAGGAUUUUGAAUUUAUUAAACAUUUAAAAACACUAAAACAUGUGGUUUUUGAUAACAUAACAUUGAAUAAGAAUAAUUAUAAUUACUUAAAUUAUAUACCAUCGAUAUUCAACUAUCGUUUUAAGUCUAUUACCUCAUUAAGUAUGAGUAACGUUACUUUAUCGAGUAUUAGAAAGGAGAUAUACUUCAUCUUGCCAAAUUUGACAAAUUUAAAUUUAUCAAACAAUGAAAUUCUUUCAUUGCCAAUUACAUUAGGCGACAUGACCAAUUUGGAGGUGUGUGAUUUUUCAAAGAAUCAAAUAUUUACUAUACCCGAAUGUUUUAAAAACUUGAAGAAUUUGAAAAAAUUGGUGCUAAACAAUAAUCAAAUUUCAGAAUUUCCAAACAUUCUUGAGGAUAUGAUUAAUUUAGAGUGGUUUGAUUUAUAUGCUAAUAAAUUAUCAAAUUGCCCUACGUGGGAUAAAAACCCAAACAUGAAGUUUAUGGAUUUUGAACAAAAUUUGUUUUUAAUGAACAAUGAAAUUUAUAAUAAAUUGUUAGAAAAUCUACGCAAAAGUACAGAUCCAGAAAAACGUUUAAUGGGUGCUGUUUGUAUAGAUAGCAAUUUGACGGGAUCAAAUGACAUUGAUUUUUAUGAAUCAUCAUCAUCGAGUUAUGAAGAGUCUACAUUUUCAUCCGACAGCCAUCCAGAUUCUCAUGACGAUCAGUCUACAGAACAUUUAUGCGUGCAGUUGAAGGAAGAUGUUUGGGAAGAAAAUACUUAUGAAAUAACAUCAGCUCUAUUUGAUCCAAAAGAAUUUGAAAUGGAACUUUUCAAUGAACUAUCAAAGUUACAACUUUCCGCUAAAGAGGGCGUUACAAUCAAAUCUCCCAAGAAAAGUUCAUCCUAUCUUGGCAACGAACAUUAUUUUUGCCCAAGCGACGAUUAUAGUAAAAUACUCUAAGCUAAUAUUAAAUAUAUUAAAAGACUGUAAUUAAAAAUAAAUUAAUCUUAAAUAAGUUUUUUAUAUAAUGUUGUACCUGAUAUUUAUAAUUGUACAUUGUAAUACAUUCACUGGUUGAUUCUUUAAACGCACUACUCUUCUCUUAAAAUAACUUCAAUGUUUUUAGCUUUACUUUUUAAACAUAUUUUUGUUUAUGCUAUGUUAUUUUUCAAUAUUAAACAGUAUUCAAAUUUGAUUUUCUUUAAUGGUAACGUGUAUAUGUAAUUUACUUUGAAGUUGAUUACCAUUGAAGUUUUUAAAGUUAAUAAUCGUCUGGAAAAUACUAAAAAAAAUAAAAAUUUGAAUACUGUGUAAUGUUGUAUUUAUAACAUAAACAAGUGUUUCCGAAAAAAAAAUGGUAAUUACUUUAAGAGGAAACUGGUGUAAGGCCUUAAAAGAAUCACCCAGAUAUACAUAUGUAUAGUAUAAAUAUAUAUAUUUACAUUUUUUUUUUAAUUUGUUAUUUAUAUGUUAUAUAAAUAUAUUUGUUAUUUUAUUUUUAUAUGUUAUAAAAUUUUACAAAGACUAAAUACAAAUAUUUUUAUGUAUCUAUUAG
This is a messenger RNA of Adelges cooleyi (spruce gall adelgid), 2621 nucleotides long. RefSeq names its product leucine-rich repeat protein soc-2-like. The transcript is spliced from 6 exons. Gene Ontology annotation, molecular function: protein binding. Lineage: Eukaryota; Metazoa; Arthropoda; Insecta; Hemiptera; Adelgidae. Bases 494 to 2026 code for a protein of 510 amino acids. The record is from RefSeq and is a predicted model, not a curated record.